Messenger RNA from Colletotrichum truncatum, 513 nucleotides. The record is from RefSeq and is a predicted model, not a curated record. NCBI's taxonomy places the organism in Eukaryota, Fungi, Ascomycota, Sordariomycetes, Glomerellales, Glomerellaceae.
AUGGCGUACAGCUCUCUUCAAUCUCUUCAGACAACAGCAAAAGUGGCUUCCAUACAAUCCAACGCCGACGAGGGCGAGCCAGAGCAUCUGCCUUACCCGGCUACCAAACUCAUCAUCGGCCAGUAUUGGCAUUGUUCGCGGAAUCCUCCCUUCUGGGGCUGGCUCAUUGUGGGAACAUUCUACGACCAGCACAACAACCCCAUCUGGAGCACAGAGAUCUUUGCUUUCCAGCGUGACAUUAGACGCGAGUCGACAGAAUCACAGCCUGUCCCCUCGUCUGACUUUGGUCCAUCUUCUGAAGAACAUUUUAUUGAAACAUUCUCCAACAGCCUCAACCUCGCUGCGAGCACCAGUAACCCAACCUCGAGAAACACAGUUUACAACAACCCCUACCAUCAUCAUCCUUGGGCUUCGCCGUUUGCAACCCCUCCCCCCGGCCACUGGACAACAGAAUACGAUCAUCGAAUUGGUAACUGGGUCAACAUCUGGCAGCCAAGCCGACCUCUCUUUUAG